AUGAGAGUUGAAGUGCAUUCAGCUGCCCAAUUCCUCAUGAAUCUGCUCCGGGUGAAGCAGAGUAAUCCACUGCCGGAGAAUCAGCUGGAGAACUUCAAGGGAUCCCUUGAGGAUUUACUGUUGAUUCGCUACCGGAGUCAUUGGUAUCCGGAAGUACCGACAAAGGGUAGUGGUUUUAGGUGUAUCAGGAUCAAUGGGAAGAUGGAUCCGAUAAUUGAGCAGGCAGCUGUAUCUGUGGGACUUCAUCCGCGAACCCUCAAAACAAUGCUGCCGCAGGAACUGACAAUGUGGAUUGAUCCGGAUGGUGUUAGCUAUCGAAUUGGUGAAAAUGGAUCCAUAUGUGUCCUCUAUGAGGCAGUUUCAGAGGCCAGAUCGAGUCCAUCGUCGGAUCUGUCGAUGUCAAGUGAUGAAUUUAGCCUCGAGAGACGACCAGAGUGGGCACAUAUGACACUCAUUGGGUAUCUCGAUGAGCCCUACCCGCGUUCACCGCGCAGCAACAACAACAGCUUUAGCUCCUCAGGCACUGGGUCCAAUAGCCCCCCACUGAGUCCAAUCCUGGCACCGCCAACCGUCAGAUACUCGCACAAUCAGCGUCAUCAGCAUCAUCAGCAGAUGCAGCGAACCACAACCAAUCGCUCCAUGUACCUCAAUCAUUGGGAUGGAGGAAUCAAUAACUACAAUGUAAGUCGAUGUACAAAGUAA
Messenger RNA from Phlebotomus papatasi, 702 nucleotides. RefSeq names its product protein BTG2-like. The record is from RefSeq and is a predicted model, not a curated record. The coding region runs from base 1 to 702 and encodes 233 amino acids. Gene Ontology annotation, cellular component: nucleus; cytoplasm. Lineage: Eukaryota; Metazoa; Arthropoda; Insecta; Diptera; Psychodidae. The transcript has a single exon. Gene Ontology annotation, biological process: negative regulation of mitotic cell cycle; negative regulation of cell population proliferation.